Molecule: messenger RNA, 450 nt
Organism: Orbicella faveolata
Lineage: Eukaryota; Metazoa; Cnidaria; Anthozoa; Scleractinia; Merulinidae
Product: protein phosphatase 1 regulatory subunit 12A-like
Source: RefSeq, a predicted model, not a curated record
AUGCAGCCUACACGUAAAUUGAGUUUACCAGACGAGAGCCUGAUGACAAUGUUUCGCAGACGAGCGCUUACGGACAUUGUAGAGCACGAAGAAGGUAAAGUAGAUAGUGAUAAUAGUGAAGAAGCGAACGCAAGCAUUCCACACCCUCAAGGUCGUCGCAAGGAAGACGAAGAGAAACAAGAAUCACAACUUCCACAACUGCAUCAAGUUGUUUUGGAUGGUAACUCAGAAUUGCUGAAAGAACUAAUUAAAAAUGGCGCAGAUAUAAACGUUUUGGAUGAAUCUGGUUGGCCGCCCAUGCACACAGCCAUUCGAGCUGGCAAGACGGAAUGUGCCGCUAUACUUAUCAAGGAAGGUGCCGGAGAGUUUUACUACAAUAAACAGAAACAGGACUAUCUUAAAAGACUUGAACGUUCCCAAAAGGGACGCAAGAUAUCCUACUGGAGGUGA